UCACCGUUGUCUGGUCGUCCUGCCAUUACCGCGAGCGGCCCACGGUUUUAUUUCCUCCUUCCCAGAGUGUGGAGGGGAACAGCCGAUGGUUGCUGAUCGAGCAAAUUUAGGACGCGACUCUUCUGCGAGCUCGCUCUAUAUUUGCCAGGCGUCGUCAUGCGGCAGCCGCAGCGGUACGUGCAAGGACCUUGAGAGAGUGUUGAAUACAACACACAUAUAAGAGGAAGAGAAGAUGAAGAUGCGCAGAGGUGGCAGAGCCGAUUCCAGAAUGGAGAGGAAGACGGUGGAGAAGUAUAGGAGAAUGCACAUGAAGAGCUUGUGUCUCCAGCUCUCCUCGAUCAUCCCAAAAGAACACAGGACCACUUCAAAGAACGGACUGACACAGAAUGAUAGCCUGGAUCAAGCCACAUCUUACAUCAAGAAACUCGAGGAAAGGAUUGAAAACUUGAAGCAGAGAAGGCUCACUUGGGCCAUGACGGAAACAAAUGGUGUGACAGUAGGAUUUCAACUGCCAAUUCUCGAAGUAAGGCACCGGGACAUGGACUUGGAGAUUCUUCUGAUAAGUAGGGUGAGUAAGAGAUUCAUGUUCCAUGAAGUGAUCAAUGUUCUUGAGGAAGAGGGUGCAGACGUUGUUAAUGCUAGCUUCUCAACUGUGGGCGACAAGAUCUUCCACACAAUACAUUCAAAGGCUUUUAGCUCCAGAAUUGGCUUGGAGGCAUCGAGAGUGUCCGAGAGAUUGAAGGAUUUGGUUCAGUAAGCAUCUCAUGGAUUUGGUGGAGCAUCAUUGUCUAUUGGCAGAUGUGGAGAAAAUACACACCGGAGAGAACUCUUGUGUUGCUUGAUGCUGGAGGUGGUGGUGCUUGAAAUUGAGGUAAAGAGGACUAUGUAAAUUGGUCCAUGGAAGAACAGGGAGGAGCUUCUGGCGGUUGACACUUCCAGCUUUGAGCUUAGAGUAACAAAAACUGGAUGUAUCUCUUAUAUGGAUUCGAAUCCGAAACAUAUCAGCGAUGAGAUGAA
This is a messenger RNA of Musa acuminata AAA Group (dessert banana), 1017 nucleotides long. Its product is annotated as transcription factor bHLH162-like. The record is from RefSeq and is a predicted model, not a curated record. Gene Ontology annotation, biological process: regulation of transcription by RNA polymerase II. The coding region runs from base 233 to 757 and encodes 174 amino acids. Gene Ontology annotation, molecular function: protein dimerization activity; RNA polymerase II transcription regulatory region sequence-specific DNA binding; DNA-binding transcription factor activity, RNA polymerase II-specific. NCBI's taxonomy places the organism in Eukaryota, Viridiplantae, Streptophyta, Magnoliopsida, Zingiberales, Musaceae. Gene Ontology annotation, cellular component: RNA polymerase II transcription regulator complex. The transcript is spliced from 3 exons.